This is a messenger RNA of Nematolebias whitei (Rio pearlfish), 3854 nucleotides long. RefSeq names its product sal-like protein 2. The transcript has 3 exons. Bases 88 to 3720 code for a protein of 1210 amino acids. Gene Ontology annotation, cellular component: nucleus. Lineage: Eukaryota; Metazoa; Chordata; Actinopteri; Cyprinodontiformes; Rivulidae. Gene Ontology annotation, molecular function: DNA-binding transcription factor activity, RNA polymerase II-specific; RNA polymerase II cis-regulatory region sequence-specific DNA binding. Gene Ontology annotation, biological process: regulation of transcription by RNA polymerase II. The record is from RefSeq and is a predicted model, not a curated record.
AGGGGGAGAGAAACGUGCCUGGUGCCAUUCAAGCGGCUGAUGCCCCCCCACCCCCGCCCCCCUCUCUCUGUUUGACUGCAGUGAAUCAUGUCACGCCGGAAACAGAAGAGACCCCAGCAACUCGUCAGUGCAGAUCCGGGGGGCCCAAAGCUGCUAUACGAUGACCACCUGAGCUUAAAGUCGCCAUCCACAUCCCUGGGCUCCGACGUGACCUCAUCAGCGUCCUCUUCCCCAUCGCCCACGCCUCUCCAAGACUGCCAGCCGCCUCUGGCCCCUCGCCCAUCCCCUGGAGGGCUCCACGCGCCCUCCUUGCCCAGCGAGAGCUCACCUCCUCCCCACUGGCCAAGCCAUAUUGUUCCCUUUGCCACAUCCCUCCCCAACACCCACUCUUCCCUCUCCCCGGACUUCCCUCACCCAUCACUGUCUUCACAGACUCAUUCACCUCCUCCGCUGGAUCAAACGUCUGGAUCCAGUAACCUGCCUCAUCAAGGAAGCUCCCACUCGACAAUGACCUCUCCACCAAUGGGCAGCUCUGCCACCGCCACUACCUCCACAUCCUCCUCCUCCUCUUUCUCCUCGCAGCAGCCUCAACCAGACAGCUCCAGUCCCGGUCAGCAGCAGGCCUCCACCUCAUCAGGGGAACAAGUACAUAUUCAGGUCCCUCCGACACUGGCGGUGCUCUUGGAGGAGCUGAGGGUUCUGCAGCAGCGGCAAAUCCACCAGAUGCAGAUAACAGAAGAGAUCUGCAGACACGUCCUCAGGCUCGGUGGAGCUGUCUUUGGCCAAGAUACUAGUGUACAUGCUGGUACAGAAGGCAACCAGAAGUCCACUGGAGCAUCCUCUUCAUCACCAACACAUCCUUCCUCUGCCACUCCAAUAACCACAGUACCAUCACUUCUGACUGGACUACCAUCUUCUCUCUUCCCCCAACCAGCAGUCUCUAAAUCAGGCACUUCACUUAUUAACGGGGGCAGAGCUUUAUCAUCUUCAACCCCUAACUCACUAUUAUUAUCGUCUUCUCCAGCUAUUUCAUCUACUAUCAGUUCAUCUGUUGCUUCCAUUCACCCGCUUUCCCUUUCACUGGGCCUGACACCACGUUACCUGCACGAGAAAUCAUCCAACACAUCUCCCUUUGGUCAUAGCAAUGGCAUCAGUUUCCCAACUCCUCCCCUUCCUACAACCAGCCAUCCUCAGGACCUUCAGUCCAGUUCACCUCUCACUUCUUCCUCCUCAUCAGGACGCCCCCAGCAUGUCUGUCGAUUCUGUGGGAAAGUCUUGAGCAGCGACUCCUCACUCCAGAUUCAUCUGAGGUCACACACCGGUGAGAGGCCCUACCAGUGUCCUGUGUGCUUGAGUCGUUUUACCACCAGAGGGAACCUGAAAGCCCAUUUCCUGCGACACAGAGAGCAGAACCCAGAGCUAUCCCUCUCCCUGCUGCCACCUGCACUGUCGGAGCAAGCGCAAAGUGUCUCAGCGCCGACGACCAUACCGAGGAGGAGAAAACGACGAGCCGAUGAUGACGAGACGUAUCACGGAGUGAAAGGAAGCGUUCCUGGGAUGACAGAGAGCAUGGCUUUGGGAUUACUAUCUGGUGCGUCGGCUCGUCCAUCACCGUCCUCCCUACCCCUGCCCCCCUCAGUGGACAUGGCUCUUCUGUCCACAGCUCAUUCACUGUUACAGUUAAACCGAGCCUCCGCUGCAGCUGCUGCCAGCACAUCUAGCUCUGUACUGCCUUCUUCAUCUCCAUCAUCCUCUUCCUGUGGUCAGUUUAAAGGAGCAAAGCAGCAGCGAUUUGAUGAAAACACUCCUCCUCACUCUGCUCACCACACGACGUCUCCGUACUCCCAGCUGGCACAUCUGCCCAAGAUUCUCUUCCCUGGAGGAGCCUCCCCACACCACCUUGCACUUCUCCGGCCCCCAGGCCACCCAUCCACCUCCCACCUCACUUUGCCUCAUCAGCUACCCUUCCCCUUCCCUCCUUUCCCCAAACCAUCCACCUCGUCUUCAUCUUCUCCCACCACUUCUACACAGACCUCAGACACAUCUAAGCUGCAGAGGUUGGUUCAGAAGCUAGAAAAGCAGCCACAAGGCAGUUCCUCCUCUUCUCCCUCCACCUCUUCACAAACCACUGCUGAGGUCAAUGGGGAUCCAAACAUCCGUGACAUGACCACCACAUCCAGUGCUUAUCGUAGGGAAAUGUUGGCCGCUCUUGGACUGAGCCCCAGUAUCAGUGCUGCAGUGACCAGUCAGGGCAUCUUAGGCUCGUGUACAACAACUACCAGUUCUUCCCCGUCCAUGCCCACCACCCAGACAGCCAAUCAGUGCGGAGUGUGUUUACGCGUCCUUAGCUGCCCCAGAGCUCUUCGUUUGCACCAGGCCACACAUCUAGGAGAGCGUCCCUUCCCUUGUAAGCUCUGUGGACGUUCUUUCUCCACAAAGGGCAGUCUUAGGGCCCACUUGGCCACUCAUCGUUCAAGACCACCCAAUGCUCGUGCUCUGAACUCUUGCCCCCUGUGCCCACGAAAGUUCACUAAUGCUCUGGUUCUUCAGCACCACAUUCGCCUGCACCUAGGAGGACAGAUACCACCCGACGAGGAGAUCCCACCUGAGGAUGCUGCAGAAACCAAAAGUGCUACCUUUGAUGAAGCUGAUGAGUCCUUCAACUCUCAAUAUAAACCACCACAGGUCCUUCCUCUGGCCUUGACAACAGGAUUUAAAUCUCCAGCAGAGACUGUUAACUCUGGGUCCACCUUUAAGCAACCCAUAACUAAUGAUGAUGAUGCAGCUUUUGUGAAUGUGAUUGAAUCUGAAGGCUCUGCUCACAGUGUUAGUCCUUUCCUCAGAUGUAAUACACCCUCGGCAGAAGUCGAGAAUCUCUUGAGUCUUGCAGACAACAUCCCAGCCAAUGAAAGUUCAAUAAACAGCCCCGUGCACUCAGAGGAGGAAACUCAGACUGACCUGGGCGCUGUCAGUUUGUUCAAAGCACCCUUAGCCAGCUCUUAUUCCGUUGUAAAGAAUGUAGACUCAGAAUCAGACGAUGUCCCGCUUUCCCUCUGCAUUUCAAAGCCUGGUGCUGAUGACAGUCUGGCUAAUAACGACGAGAGCUAUUCCAUAAACGAGCCCAAAACGAGUCCCUGUAAAAACCCAAACCCUGCAGCUGUAAGUCUUGUACCUGUGCUCAGCUCUCCUUCUAGCCCAAGAGGAGCUGUCCCAGAGGAGAAGGAGGUUUCUGGCAGUGGACCACAGGAGCUGCGGGGAAAAGAUGCUGCCCAGAGUGAAGUGAAGAAUGAGCCCGCAGUAUCUGGAAAGUCUUUAGCUGUGUCUAAUCCAGAGCCGGAGAAGGAUGCUCAGAUGGAGGGUCAUAGCCGGACAGAAAAACCUUCUGAUGACCCUGAGACUCCUCCUGUGGCACCACCGCCUCCUCCACCACAGCCCCCUCGCCCAGACAAACCCUACAGCUGCUCCCACUGUGGAAAGGCAUACGCCAGCCGAAGUGGACUUAAGGGGCAUAUGAAAACUCACCCUGGAGUGCCGACAAACACCCCCCUCAAGGCUCAAACCAAUGAAAAUGAUGAAAAUCACAGCUCACACGCGACAAGAACGAACUCCGGACAGCAGGAAGAAAAGCAAGGAGCGAACCCUGACAAAGGUGAUGGCACAGAUCUCCCAAUCCAUGUUGACUCUGACGUGAAGCCGGAAACUACGGACACCACAGCGUAGAGUCUUUAAACGACUACAGUCAGUUUUUAAUAGAUCCUGACAAGGGAAUGUAUUUUUUUUUUUUAAUAGGAUGAGAUUUUUUUUUGAUUGUUCUGUAGAGUCUUUAAUUCUAAUUCAUAUUUAGAUUCUGUUUA